Sclerotinia trifoliorum is the source of this 2352-nucleotide messenger RNA. The record is from the annotation of a GenBank genome assembly. Lineage: Eukaryota; Fungi; Ascomycota; Leotiomycetes; Helotiales; Sclerotiniaceae.
UCGAAAAUCACGUUGCAUCUUUCCUCGCAAUUCUCAGUCAGAGUUCCAGUCUUUCCAUUCAAACUGACAUAGUUUUAAGCGUAGCAAUUUGCACAUUACAGUCUCGCUGUUUCCGAACUUGUUCUCCCAUAUAUCGUUCAGCAUAGCUUUCUCGCACCGCUUAAUUUUUGUAACCCGUUCUUGUAUAAGAUUUUUGGCAUCUUCAGCUUCACUAUACGUGAAUCGAACUACGUCCUUCCCACUCUCGUUGGUAGCUUUGAGUUCUAUCUCCUUAACUUUCCUCAAAGCCUCUAAAGGUGCGUAGUUUAAGCUCAGGUCUCUUAUUGUGUCUCUUCUUACCUUCCACCUUUUCCUCAUUGUUUACUUUGCUUCGAUAUCCAAAUUUGUGUUGUUAUCUAGUUUUUCGUCAUUGUUCUGCUUUUUUCAAUCAUGGGAUUGGCGUUGCUGGCUCCAGUCUGGAUUCGGGUUCUGGCAGCUAGGGUACGUUCCUUUGCCCGAGCUUGUUACUCUCCAGGCACUCUUUCAAAGGUUCUCGCUAUGCGUACUUCGUUGGUACUCGUGAAAGGAGCGGGAAAUUUACCUUGGGAUUCACUAGUAAGGAUAGCCUCCUCAGGUUCUUCCAGUACUUGGGCGGAUAGUGGCCCUUUUCUUGUGCAGAGUGUAAAUGCAGCAAGGCCUGAGCAGCAUUUUUUUUUGUCUUCUUUUCAUCUCUUGAUUAAUUUUGCAGUGUUUUCCACGGGGACCCCCGGGGGCCCGCCACCAAAUAAUUGUCGGGGUAGUGGGCAGUUGACCUUGGGGUUCACCAGUAGUGACAGAAUUAUUGGAUCCUUCCCUUUAGUUUCUGCCGAAGAGCUUCGGCUUGUUAGGCAACCUGAUGUAGAACAAUGUAGUUUCAUUGCGUUCGACGGUCUCGUAUUUUGCAGAACUAGGGCUUGUUGUAUCUAAACUUGGACAUUCCCAUGGGUAGUAUGAAUAAGUUAUGUUCGGGUCGUCUGUCUCACGCAAUAUCGGGAUAUAAGAAGACGUAAGGCAGAGAAAUAGUGACGUGAGUAUCUGCCCCUCAAGUCCAACAGAUGUUCCCGUGAGUCUCCUAUACUAGCUGCGAAACAUAACCAUGUCCUUUUCUUCGCCAGCCCAUUUUAUAAAGGAGAAGCUCUGUGCGAGACUCGUAUAGGGUGUUCCUAAUGGAUUUCUACUCUGGCUAUGGUCUCCAUUCAUUUCCCCGAAAGUCCGUUGGCUGAUUAGUUGACAUUUGUGGCAAAUUUGGAAAACAGCGGCGGUUUGUGAUAGCCUUCGAGUUCAUGAUGAUGCUCUUCUGAGUCAUAUUGUGAGGUGGAUGACUAUUAAAAGCCAAGAUCGUUGUCGACCCAGAGCUUGUUUGACCGUUGCGGGUAUGUGCACAUUAGUUGUACCUCUGCUUUCUCCCACAUAUCUCCCUGCAUCUUUAAGCCGCAACUAGGAUCCCAAAGACUUUUGCCACAAACGCAGCGCGCCUUCGCUAGGAGUUUCAUUGUUACUUGUUGAGCUAAUAUUCGAGAUAGUCCUCAUAUUUAGGCUGACGAUGAAUAUCGCUAUUGUUGAACUUCAUUCCAAAGAAUAACAAUUACAUGUACUGUACUAAUCAAAAUUUGUUGUGUAGUUCGUAAACAGAAAAAAUGGCCUUAGCAGCCUACAGACACCUUCUCCGCGCGACGAGAAUCGCCUUCAAUGGUUCGUACUGUUCUUCCCCUCGAACCAUUUCAAUAUCUAAUACAUCAACAGGAGAUAUCGCGCUCCUGACUUCCGCCCACAAACAAGCCCGUAGCACUUUCCUCACCAAUCGAUCUCUUGCUCCCGAGUCACCAGAAUCUAUAGCUGCUAUCGCGCAUGCCGAAGAUGUUGCGAAAUUCCUGAGGCAUAAUGUGGUUCAGGGACAGAAAGCAGAGGGUGAUGAGAAAUAUAGUAGGCGCUAAUUUUUUUAUCACAUAUGUAGCGGGCCCAUGAUUGUCGGGGAAAUGAGAUGGAAUGGAAUUUAGAGAAAAUGAAGUUGAAGCUAAGAGAUAACAGAGUUGAAUAUUCACGAACAUACGGAACGAGGAGAUAAUGAUACGAUUAAGAUGCCGAAUGGAAAGAAUGUUACGAUUGAUGGGAAGACCUGUAAGGACUAGGCUCUCUUAAGGAUGCAUGAUCUUUCGGAGAGGGUAGAAAAGGGGAAUGUAAAUGUAAGACAUGGAGGGUCGGUAUCUAGAAGUGAUAUGGAUAGCGAGGGUGUUUCACACAGGCUGAUGUAGAGCGAGAUGGAUUCAAAUUGUGACCGCAUAGGUCAUCGUUGUCAUUAUAUGCACUGUAUUUCCAAGCAGAAAAUAGAGUACU